GACAUUUGGUCCACUCGACCUACUCCAGUGCCGUGGAGGGCUACGUGGACCAAAAACAGAAGCCUUUGGCUGGGACCGGGGCCUUUGGCUGGGAUGAUGUGGUGGUACUGACCAGCACCGUGGCCAUUGGCUUUUCACUUGGCACUGGCAAGACUUAUCAAGACAUGCUCAAACUGCGCCUGAAAUUCUCUCCCCGAUUUUCGAAGACCAUCUCCUUUGCGGACUCCGAGUCCGUGGCCAGUUUCGUGGCACAGAAUGAGUUCUUCAACAACGAGGUGGCGCAGCGGAGUGGUUUGAGCGGUGUCUUCAUCGCGGUGGCGAACAAUGGCGCUUUCUUUCGCAGCGCUCAGUCGCGACGGGAGCUCAACUAUUGGUUGCCAGGGCUCAAUGCAGGCAUUCCCUUCGUGGCGAAAAAGGAUCCAAUCCAUGAGAUCACCUUCACGGCCCACGACUUCGGGCAUUUUCUCAUUCCAGAUUUGGUCUUCACUGGCAAUACCUCCAUCAAUGCCAGGUUUGCAGACAUGCUCUUUGUGGAGACCCUGCGGCUCUCCGGCUAUUCAUAUGAGUGGAGCAAGCGGAAGAUCCAUCCUUUGUUUCAAGAGACAGGUUUGAAGCCCUUUGACGGGGACCGGCAACACUUCUUCAGCGAAAUGCGGAAGCUGUUGGAAGCUAAUGUGGAGUACUGCCUGAUGGGAUCCACGAAGAAAUAUUUGGAGCUGAUCAAGCAACACAAGGGUGAGGCGGAAGAUUCCAGUCAAGUGCUUGAUGACUUCAAAGCCAAGUACAUGCCGUUCUUUGUGGAAGACUAUCGUUGGACUUCUGCAAAUUUCCAGAACAUGGCGCAGCGCGCAGAGGAGUACCAGCGCUGGUGGCAGAUUGCGGCGCCCGUGGUGCAGGCUGGACGUCUGGAUGGCAUGGACAGCGGCAUCGGUCACAUGGCAGUGGAGGUGGUGAUGGUACAAUGUUUGGAAACAGCAUCUCGGUUGAAAGCCUGGAGGCGGCUCUUCUGCCCGGUGGGCGGUUGCCCUUGUGCGGAUGCUAACUCCGCCCGUGGGUGGACCUCCGACAGCACCCUGCGAGCACAUGUAGAUGCUCAUUUGGCGGGCUCGCUCAGUGGUCAGGUUCCUUCGGCUUGGCUUCAAGAUCGCUCUUUGCAGCAGUGCUUGGUGUGCGGGUUGUCUGUGUCCACUCGCUUCGGCAUCCAUCCCACGUGCAGGCCUGCUGCUCGGGCUGUGGGCGGUGCGGUCGGGAGCGGCCCCAGGGACACUGACGGCCCUCUUCCGUCCUUAGCCGAGAUCCAGUGCAGCUACACGCCAACUCUGCGGCAUGUUCCCCCUAGCGCCCGCUAUGCUUGGGGGCAAGCACUGACUCGGGCAUGUGCGGCGGUGGCUGAAUACAACGAUGAGGCCGCUUGGGUUCAUUUACUUAUUAUGCUGCCCAAAUGUGUGCUAUGCAGCCCCCGCCGGGGUGGCCGGAAACAUCAGCGCACCGCAGCCGCCUUCACCAUCGAACGCCUCAAGCGUUGGAAUGAUGGCGAGCGGGCCUCUUUGUGGGCCAGUCGGCCUCAGCCGCAGCGGCCCCAUGGCCGUGACAUGACGGCGGAGCAGAAGCGGGACUUCGCCACCGGCCUUGCCAGAGAAGGCUUCGACAAGAAGGCCUGCACAGCCUUGCUUUCGCACGGUCUCUGCGACCACUCCCAGGCAACAGUUGCAGCCCUGCGCGCCCUCCACCCCACAUCUGCAGCACCAGUCGUCCCUGCGUUGGAGAGCUUGCCGUUGGCGCCCGGGUUCGAUGUCGAUGCGGUGACGCAAGCCCUUCGCCGCUUCCCUUCAGACACGGCGCCGGGGCCUAGUGGCCUCCGCGUGCAGCACGUCUUGGAUGCUGUGGGGCAUGGCGUCGGGCUCCUGGACCAGCUUACUGCGGUUGUGAACCUCCUGGCCCAAGGGCGGGCUUGUCCAAGCAUUGCUCCACUGCUCGCUGGUGCGGGGCUGGUGGCUUUGCCCAAGCCGUCUGGCGGUAUCCGCCCAAUAGCGGUAGGCGAGCUUCUUCGCCGCCUGACCGGCAAAUGCCUCAUGCAAGCGGUGCGGCCUGAGGCCCGGGACCACUUCUGGCCUGCCCAAGCAGGUGUUGCAGUGCCGGGCGGAGCUGAAGCUGCGGUCCAUGGCCUGCGAGCUUGUGUCAGCCGCCAUGCCGCUUCGCACGACUCGGUCGUGGUGAAGGUUGAUUUCCAGAACGCCUUCAACACUGUCAGCCGUGAUGUGGUCUUACAACAGGCCCGGGACAAGUUUCCCGCUCUGGCCCGCUGGAGCACGUGGUGCUACCAGCACGCCACCAACCUCCAGUUCGGAGACACGGUCCUCCAGUCCAACAGCGGAGUCCAGCAAGGGGAUCCCUUGGGACCCUUGCUCUUUGCGGCUGCUCUCCAUCCCCUGGCUGCAGCGCUUCGGACCACCGCCUUGGACUUUUCGGUGUUCUACUUGGACGAUGGGGUGCUGGCUGGGCCCAUUGAUGCGGUGACAGCUGCCCUGUCUCAACUUCAGCAGGCUGCUGGUCGAGUUGGCUUAGUGUUGAACUUGGGCAAGAGUGAGGCCAUCGCUGUGGGCAUGACGUCUGCCGCGGCCAUUGCGGCCAAGCUACCAUCCCAACUUGUGAGCACUUCCGAUGGCAACAAUCGCAUUCUCCGUGACUUUGAAUUUCUCGGGGCUGGCAUUGGUGGGCCCGAGUAUUUGCAAAGGCAUGCCACUGGUCGAGUUGAGGGUGCCCGCAAACUUUUGGAAGCCAUUGGUGCACUUGAAGAUCCACAGGUUGCCCUUCGGCUGCUGCGAGCUUCCGCUGGUUACGCGAGGCUCGUGCAUACCAUGCGGUGCAGCCCACCCGCUGGGCACGCUUCUGCGUGGCAACAAGCAAGCCGUGGCUUGGGCCAAGCCGGCCUGGGGCUCCGCUCCACUAAGGUCCAUGCGCCAGGUGCCUACCUUGCCUCAGUUGGCGCUUGUGCCCGACUCUGUGGUGAGCUUGAUGGCGGCUACUGGUUAGACCAUUCUGGAGAUGUGGCCGCCGCUUUGUCGGCACUCAACGCUUGCCUGGACCCAACUCAGCAGCUCACUGCCGCCGCUGCCUUGGGGCUCACGCAGAAGGACCUCAGCCGCAGAAUAGAUGGUGCUGGGUGGCAGGCCCAACUCCACGCAACUUCCGCUGUUGGCAAAGCCACGUUGUUGUCGGAGGCAACGCCUGGUGCUCGGGCCUUUCUGACCUGUGCGCCGUCCGGCCGCACACGCAUGGAGCCAGCGGUGUUCGUGGCUGAGAUCCGGGUCCGUCUGGGCAUUGCAGAAGCUGCUGCCGACACAUGGUGCCCCAAAUGCGAUGCCAUUCUGGACACGCAUGGGUACCAUGCUGGCAUGUGCAUGGCUGGUGGGGAGCGUACACUUCGCCACAACGCCCUUCGUGACCUGGUUCACAGUUGGGCCGAACGAGGAUGUCUUCGCCCUGAGCGUGAGAAGGCUGGCCUGCUUCUCCCACAACGACCUGAUGAUGCGGCCAGUGCCCGACGCCGCCCUGCGGAUGUGUUUCUCCCGUCCUUCCUUGGACGCCCAACUGCACUUGACUUUGCCGUCACGGCACCCCAGCGGUUGGACGCCCUUGGUGGUUCAGGAAACACUUCUGCUGCGGAGGCAUAUGGUGCUUACAAGCGCCGGCACCUGGACACAGCUGAUGCAUGCGCAGCCCAGCACGUGACCUUCCUCCCCAUGGUGAUUGAAACCACGGGCGCUUGGGCGCCGGAGGCGGCCCAAGCCUUGGCUCACAUCAGCCGCGCUGCUGGAGGCGGCGCAGGCGGGCCCACCUUGUUGCAGGAAACCUGCGUGCUGGUGCGUAGCUGGAGGGGCCGUGCUGCUCUGCGGCGCCGUGCUGAGCUCGAAACGCGCUUGAAGCCCGUCUUCGAUGGGGAUGGCUAUGCCAUGGAAGCUCCCCACGUUCGAUUGAAGAAUGCCUAUGCCACGUGGCGAUGUUGUGAGAUUUGUGAGGUGCGAUACCUCGUGGGGCAGAUGAUCAUUUUCGCUCGUUACGACUUCCUGGAAGAAAGCCAUCGCUACGCCGCCAAGCUGACGGACUUGGUGCGGCAACAGGUGGAGAACUUCACGGAGGCAACGGUGGAGACGGCACGAGGUCUCUAUGCGCAGUUCCUUCGUGUCCUGUUGCGGAAGUCCUUAAUCACGCCGGACGACUACGAGGUCUACCAGCAGAUCUGCCCUCUCUUCGACCCCGUCUAUGUCUUCUACGAUGAGCAGAAGGAUUUCUACACCCAGUUGGCUGAGGUUCAACAACAAAUUCUCGGUCUGAAAAAGACGGAUGUUUUCGAGAGAACAGCGAUGGUGGGUCAUUUCAAGGUGGAAGGGCACCUGGGCGGUUUUUGUCGGAUGACGUGUGCAUCCUGUGCGGCUUGGCAGAUCCUCUUGGGGAUGCCACUUGUGGGUGCCGUGGAGCGUGCGAUCACUGCCCUGGACGGGGUGAAGUCACUUGAUGGAAGGUCUGCGGAGAUCUCUUUGACCUUAAAACGUGCCGAGGCGAUGCCCUGGGGAACCCCGGGGUCCUUCAAGGGAGUCCCAAAGAAAAGCCAGGAGGACCAAUUGGGUGAUCUGGACCUUUCUAGUCUUGCUGAAGAGUUGGACCUCAAGAGUUUGGAUUCCAUCCCCUGUGAAGCCGCUACAGCUGGCGCUUCCCCCGAAGGCAGGUGUCUGGUCAUGGCUUCAGUGUUCUUCCAUGUUCUUCCUGAAGCGUUUUGGGACAAGGUGGUUCUUGAGGUUGAAGCCAUUGAGGAUGUUGGCUUCGAAGCAAGCGUCUUGAACGAGGUGGAGCGCAACGUCCGCGCAACGCGAUGUGUUGGCAAUGUCAAGCUGAUGACCCAGAGUAGUACCCAACUGCGAAAGGUGGGGGGUCUCAGUGGCUCCAAGGGCAUAGCCGAAACCUGGCCGAAACCUGGUCUUGGACAUUACAACGCCACGGCGACACCAGAGACAGGCGUUUCCGACAAUCCUCACGAUCAUCCAUGCUAUGCCCGGGGCAACAACAAAGCGCUUGAGGUCCGCGGUGUGGUGGUGAAGGAUGCCCAAAACGCUGCUCAGUUGAACGGGGCGGCGAUAAUCUGGGCGUCUCCUGAAGUAACGGCGCGCUUGUUAUACGAUCCGGUGAAGGCACUGACCGGUGGGUGCCAGGAACUUGCUGCAGAAGCUCGAGGGGGUGUCUUGGUGUGUCGUUACCAUGAAGAGGUCCUGGAAGAUCCCUCUGUGGCGACUCUGAGACGGAUGAAGCAGAUGCUGCUGCUGUCGCUGCCCCCUACGAUCAUGCCACCUGGCAAUUCUUUUGGGUUUUACUGCGGCAGCAUCUUUCACGAAGCCGCUUGGUCAGCGGCCUUGCACAAGGCCGGCGUCCCGUCCCGUAGUGACUGGAUUGGGCCAGGGGAAUUCAUCAUAUUCCCUAUAAAUCCUGUAGAUUCCACCUUUUAUGGAUGGUUGAUCAUGGAAAAUCCGAUUCAAAUGGAUGGUUAA
Molecule: messenger RNA, 5540 nt
Organism: Cladocopium goreaui
Lineage: Eukaryota; Dinophyceae; Suessiales; Symbiodiniaceae
Source: the annotation of a GenBank genome assembly